GCCGCGUUAGUUUCUCUCGGUUUCUCUGCAGCUGCUUGCCCUGUGUACACUUUAUACAGGCUUUUCAAUAAUCGACAGUCAUUUUUCAUUAGUUCCAAGCAGGAACUUAUUGUAUUAUCGAACAAUUUAGUUAUCUGGACAAAAUCUAAAAAAGUUUCUGCAGCGGUUAAAACCACACAUCCGCUUCACGCAGCAUUACAGGGCUGUUUUCAGAAGUUAACCUUCAGCAAUAAAAAAUGGAGGAAAAUAUUCCUACUGUAUUUCCGGCUUCAUCGUUUAAUCCACGAGCUGAUGCUGAUGCGCUUCAUAAGGCAAUGAAAGGUUUGGGUACUGACGAAAAAGUUCUCAUAAGUAUUCUGUGCCAUCGCACCCGUGACCAGCGCGUGUCAAUAAAUCAUGCCUACAAGGCAGGCUAUGGAAAGGAUUUGGAGUCGGCAUUAAAAAGCGAACUGGGCGGUUGUUUUGAAAACUUGAUGGUUGCUCUCUGCCUUCCUCUGGCAGAGUUUAUGGCACGUGAAGUUCAUCAUGCUAUCAGUGGAAUAGGAACUAACGAAGGGACGCUCAUUGAAAUUCUUUGUAGCGGGACUAACCAGGAUAUACGAGAAAUGAACGCUGCUUACCAACAAUUGUACGGGCAUCCUAUGGAAAAUGAUAUUAAGGGAGAUACCUCUGGUGAAUUUGAAUUGCUUCUCGUUUCAUUGGUCCAGGGUCAAAGAGAUGAGAAUCAGACGGUUGAUGUUUACGAGGCUAGAGCGGAUGCCCAUCUUUUGUUUCAAGCAGGAGCGGCCAAGGUAGGAACAGAUGAAAGUGUUUUUCAUUCUAUCCUUGCUUCUCGUAGUUGGCCUCAUUUACGGAUGGUUAUGGACGAGUAUCAAGAAAUGCAUGGCCACACGUUGGAGCAUGCUGUGAUGAGUGAGUUCUCGUUUAACGCCGAGAGAGGUCUUUUAACAAUAUUGCAAUGUGCCAAAAACCGACAUGAAUAUUUCUCUCAUCGCCUACAUCACGCCAUUGAUGGAUUGGGCACAAACGAUCGUAACCUUAUUCGUAUAAUCGUUAGUCGUUGUGACGUUGAUCUCAACAACAUAAAACAAGAGUAUGAAAGGAAAUUCAGCCGUAGUCUUCAAGCUGAUGUUUCGGGCGAUUCUUCAGGUGAUUACCAAAGGGCACUUCUGGCUCUUCUCGGCUAAAAAUGUAAUCGGGAAUUACAUUCUUUACAUCAGAGUUAUUUCUGAAUUAUCUUUAAUACUUUCAUUAAAAUAAUUUUUGGCUUUAAAAAAUUUCAUUUAUUACAAUCAUAAAGACAAUAAUAAGGUCUUAAAUCUG
Molecule: messenger RNA, 1323 nt
Organism: Daphnia pulicaria
Lineage: Eukaryota; Metazoa; Arthropoda; Branchiopoda; Diplostraca; Daphniidae
Product: annexin B9-like
Exons: 10
Coding region: 237-1187 (316 amino acids)
Cellular component (GO): cytoplasm
Molecular function (GO): calcium-dependent phospholipid binding; calcium ion binding
Source: RefSeq, a predicted model, not a curated record